AUGAGUCGGCAGAUUCAACAGUCAAUCGAAUGCAUAUUCAAAAACAACCAGAAAUGGGUGUCAUCCAAGAAGGAAGAGGACCCCGCUUUCUUUGAGAAGCUCGCGGCGGGACAAACACCAGAUUACCUAUAUAUAGGCUGCAGCGACAGUCGCGUGCCCGCUAACGAGAUCAUGGGCCUUGAAGCCGGCGAGGUUUUUGUUCACCGCAACAUUGCCAACCUUGUGCCCAACAUCGACCUCAAUGUUAUGUCGGUAGUCAAUUAUGCGGUGCGACACCUGGGCGUAAAGCAUAUUAUCGUAUGCGGCCACUACAAUUGCGGAGGCGUCAAAGCCGCUCUGACACCAGACGAUAUGGGUCUACUCAAUCCCUGGCUCCGCAACAUCCGAGAUGUGUACCGCCUACAUGAGAACGAACUCGACAAAAUCACCGACGACAACCAAAGAUAUAAUCGACUAGUCGAGCUCAACGUGAUCGAGUCGUGCAGAAACGUCAUCAAAACGGCCGCUGUCCAGCAAUGUUAUCGUGAUCAUCAGUACCCGAUUGUUCACGGCUUUGUAUUCGAUCUACGUGACGGGCUGCUUAGAGACCUCCACAUCGAUUUCGAGAACAUGUUGGAGGAUGUGAUGAAGAUCUACCAUCUGUCCUCACACUCUGCUCACUCGGAGACCUCCGGAGGAGCGUAA
Molecule: messenger RNA, 684 nt
Organism: Penicillium canariense
Lineage: Eukaryota; Fungi; Ascomycota; Eurotiomycetes; Eurotiales; Aspergillaceae
Product: carbonic anhydrase
Exons: 2
Coding region: 1-684 (227 amino acids)
Biological process (GO): cellular response to carbon dioxide; cellular response to oxidative stress; carbon utilization
Cellular component (GO): cytoplasm
Molecular function (GO): zinc ion binding; carbonate dehydratase activity
Source: RefSeq, a predicted model, not a curated record